Molecule: messenger RNA, 1641 nt
Organism: Austrofundulus limnaeus
Lineage: Eukaryota; Metazoa; Chordata; Actinopteri; Cyprinodontiformes; Rivulidae
Product: neurexin-2-beta
Source: RefSeq, a predicted model, not a curated record
CUCUCUCUCUCUCUCUCGUUGCCCGUUACGAAGCCGUAUGCAGUUUGGGGUGGAGGUGGGGUGGGCAGAGCCGGCUGACUCGAUCGAAGGGAAAGGAGACGGGAGAACUGCGCGGGCAGGAAGGAUGUGCUCAUUGCUGCAGCUUCUGAUUCAAUUAGCAUGAAUUUCACAGYGAAGGCAGCAGCAGCAGCAGCAGCAUCGUCAGACUGUCUCAGGCAGCCAGCAGCAGCAGGACUCUGUGUUGGAGCAUCAUCGGAGGAACCSGUGGUUUCUUCCCAUCCAGUCCCCUUGGAAGGCAGUGUUUGAAGAGCGAGUGGAAAACGGAUUCUCAGYACCACCAAGUCAGACGGAGCUUGUUUGCCAGUCUUGGAAUGGGAGGACUGUUACCAUGAACUGAACGCCAAGCACUCUAAUGCUUUGGUUAUGGUUUAAAUCCUGUUAAGCUGUCUUCUUGGUGCUGCUCUGCGUUGUAUGACCCAUAUUGAUUUGUUUUGUCAGAAUAAACGGGACGGAUUUCAGCACUUGGAAAUAACCAAUAUUUUUUUCUCCUCCUUUUUGAUGUUCCCUUUUUCCCCCACCUUGAAGACCUUUAUUCUUUUCUUUAUUCUGUUCCUUCUCUCAGCUGCCAUUUGAGACCUCCUUUAGGUUUCCGAAGCCCCAAAACAGGAUUUGACUGCUCCUUCAUCGCAGCACUGUUGUUCCCGCUCUUGUUUGUUUGCCUCUCCCUUUUUGCACAUUCUGAUCUAUGUUCUCAGUCGUCCACUUUUUUGUUUAAGUUGUGCCCAAAACAGCCUGGGAGGGAUGGCAGGAGUCUGUUGCUUCAUGAUGGGAGCCUGGCGUAUGGGUGGAGAAGCCCUCUGAAAAAGGAAAUCCUGUCGAACAAUUAACGCAAAGAGCCCCUGCGCAGGAUAUUUUUCAAAGAGCUAAGAUAAAGCCUUGCGAUUGUGAAAUUAUUGCUGCUAAGUUCUUAGGUGCUGAGAAAGUUUUUGUUUUUGUUGUUUUUUGUUAAACAAAAAGCUUAGGUUUCAAAUUAAAGGGUUCUAUAUGAGGAAUUGGAAUUUGAUUUUGAAGGAUUAAGGAGCUUUUGGAUAUCAACACUUGACUGCUGGAGAUUUUUUUUGGUUGGUCUUUCCUUUUAAAAGGGAUCUUGAUUUUUUUCUUCACUGAUCGUUUUUGGGAUUUUCAAUCAAGGAUCUGUUUUUUUUUUUUCUUCUUCUUCGUCUCCCUUGGCUUAUUUUAUUCGUUUAAUUUUUUUUUUCCUUCCUGGGCUGGAAAACUUGGGAUCAUGGGCCCUGGAUUCAUUUGAGAUGUUCACUUCCUGUUUGUGUCGCAUGAGGGGGAGAGGCUUUUCGUUCCUUUCAGGCCCCGCCCCCAUGGAGCAGGAGGUGGAAGUGGAGGUGGACGAAGGGCUGCUACUGGGGUCCAGGCCAGCGGCGGCAUCGCCGGUGGUUUGGGCCAGUCCGGCCUUCCUGUUCAGGCUGGUGCUGUCUCUGGCCCUGCUGGUGUUCCCAUGCCCAGCUGUGGCUGCCAGAGUUUCCUCCUCCCUCAGCACCACCCACCACGUCCACCACUUCCAUAACAAACAUGGCACUGCGCCCAUUGCCAUCAACCGGAUGCCCUUUCUUACACGUGGGGGUCAUG